AUGAAGCACAUCUUUUCUAAAGCCACCAGGGACUAUAGGUGCCUUUGCAUUAGCAAUUCUGACUGUUGUAAGUAUCAUAGUAGGACAAAUAUAAAUUAGUGAGGCAUUUGAUUGUAGAAAUUACAGAUUUUUAUAUAAUUUUCCUCCUUCCUUAUGUUAAGUAUUAUUUCCUCAAUUGGCUCUCUGUUCCAAAGUUCUGUAUCUUGCUUCUUUCACCGUAAGACAGGAGAAUGUAAAUAUCAUUUCAAAUUUCCAUUGGGCUAGAAAAUGAAAACUAAAUUCUCUAAUGUCAUUCAGUUCCUAUACAUUGUAUGUUCUUCUUAGCCCAUAGGACUGAGUUGUGUGUGAGAGCAGAAAGAGGACUGUUGUGAGAAUUUUGGUUCCUACUUUGUCACUUGCCUAUUGUGUGUUUUCAAAAUUAUUUAACCUCCCUAGACCUCAGUGUCCUCAUCUGGGGUGAGGGUCUUACUGUAAGGUUCCUUCUUGCUGUAAAAUUCUGAGCUAGCUAAUUUUAAAAGCAUAAGUAUUACUAAGAGACCAAAAAAAAAAAAAAAAAAGAUUCCUUGAUUUAGAAAACCUGACACGCAGGGUUUUUUGUCUUCUCCGACUACUGACUUUCUGAAGCUUCUUCUCUGCAGAUGGUGGUGGUGUUGGUGGUGGUGUUUGUUCUGCCUUUGGUUUCACUGGUCUGUAUGAAAAGGUGUCAGGAGGCUUCUGAGCACGGGGUGUAUUCAGAUCUGCUCCAGCGGCAGGAGGCGACGAUGCUGGAGAAUCGCAAACUCACGGGGAAGAUAACAGAGCUGGAGAGGAUGCUGGCUGAGCUUGAGAAGCAGAAGUCCCGGGUUGAGGAGGAGCUUCCAAAGGUCAGGGAGGCAGCGGAGAAUGAGCUGAGGAAGCAGCAGAGGGAUGCAGCGGACAUCGCCCUGCAGAAGCUGCGGGCGGAGAGCGAGGCCCAGAGGUACCGCCGGGAGCUGGAAGCCGUUGAGGGGGAGAAGGAGGUGGCGCAGCGCGAGCUGGAGCGCGUGCGGAGGCUCACGGCCGAGGCCGAGGCCCAGAGGGAGGCCGUGGAGAGGAACCUGCGUGGCUUCCGGAAACAGCUGGAGGAGCACACCGCCAGCAGGAGGGCCCUGGAGAGCCACCUGAAGAGGAAAGACUCCAGCCUCCACGAGGUGGAGCAACAGAAAGAUAAGCUGAUGGAGGAGCUAAGGAGAAAGAAGGACCACGAAGAGGAGCUCCUGAAGCUGGUCGAGCAGAUGGAGAAAGACCUCACGUUCCAGAAACAGGUGGCGGAGAAACAGCUGAAGGAAAAGCAGAAAAUUGAAUCGGAAGCCAGAAGAAAAAUAACCGAGGUGCAGUAUUCGUACAAAGAAAACACGCUGCCAGCUUGUACGAGCACCCAGGCUGAGGAGCUGAAGCAGCAGGUGGAUGAGCUGACAGUGGCCAAUAGAAAGGCUGAGAAGGACAGGCGGGAGCUGAAGCAUGAACUCAGCGCCCUGCAGCUCAGGAAAACUUCAUCGGAGGAAAAGGCUCGCGUGCUCAAAGAAAAACUGGGUGAAACCAGCAAUGCACUGAGAUGCCUCAAGCUGGAGUUGGAAAGGAAGGACCAGGCAGAGGAGGGGUUCUCUCGGCAGCUCCGGGAGCUGGGCAGGCAGCUGAGCCAGACCACAGGGAAGGCAGAAGAGGUCAGGCAGGAGGCCAAUGACCUUAAGAGGAUAAAGCACAGCUAUGAGCUAGAACUGGAAUCUCUGCAGCAGGAGAAAGGGAAGCUGCAGAGGGAGGUGGACAGGAUCACCAGGACCCAGGCUGUCACCAAGAGGAGCAUCCAGCAUAUAAAUUCACAAGUUACUUCUUUGCAGGAUGACAAGGACUUCUCUGGCGAAAGAGCACGAUCCUGCCAGAGAAAGUCAGAUCACCUGAAAGAACAAUUUGAGAAAAGCCACGCGCAGUUGCUUCAAAAUAUUCAAGCUGAAAAGGAAAAUAACGAGAAAAUCCAAAAGCUUAAAGAGGAAUUGGAGAGAAGUAAUGACUCUGCAGACUCACUAAAGCACAAAGUGGAUGAACUCACCAGGCAGAAUAACGAAACCAAGUUAAUGAUGGAGAGAAUUCAGGCAGAAUCGGCAAACGUGGUCUUAGAGAAACAAGCCAUCCAGCAAAGAUGUGAAGCACUGAAAAUCCAGGCGGAUGGUUUUAAAGACCAGCUUUGUGCCACAAACAAACACUUGCACAAACAGACGAAAACGGAACAGGAUUUCCAGAGGAGAAUCAAAUGCCUGGAAGAAGACCUGGCGCAAAGUCAACAUUUAGUAAGUGAAUUUAAGCAGAAGUGUGACCAGCAGGACCUCAUCAUCCAGAACACGGAGAAGGAGGUGCAAAGUCUGAGUGCCGAGCUAAGUGCAUCCAAAGAGGAGAAACGCCUUGGGGAACAGACGGUGCAGAUGCAGUGGGCACAGGUGCAGGAUCUGAACGACAGACUGAAAAAGGUGCAAGAUGAACUGCACUUAAAGAUCCUAGAGGAGCAGGUGACCCACAGGAAGAUGGUUCUGUUUCAGGAGGAAUCUGAGAAAUUCAAACGUUCUGCAGAGGAGUUUCGGAAAAAGAUGGAAAAAUUGAUGGACUCCAAAGUUAUCACGGAACAUGAUAUUUCGGGCAUCCAGCUCGACUUUGUGUCUCUCCAGCGGGAAAACUGCAGGGCGCAAGAGAACGCGAGGCUCUGUGAAACAAAUAUCCGAGAACUUGAGAGGCAGCUCCAGCAAUAUCGUGAGCAGAUGCACCGAGGGCAGGAUGGGGAGGCAUAUCACUACCAGAAAUGUCGGAAGCUCACAGAUGAGCUGGUCGCCCAGAAAAGGGAGGUGGAAAACCUGAAGCAAAAGAUGGAUCAGCAGAUAAAAGAACAAGAGCAUCAGUUAGUGGUGCUCCAGUGUGAAAUCCAGAAAAAGAACCCAGCCUUCAAGACACAUCUUGAGAUGGCAGUGAAAGAGUAUCAGCGCCCAGGGGACUUCUCCUCCUCUCCCUCCGGGGCCGGGUCCCCUCUACAGAGGUGGACUCAGGAACCACAGCCUUCGGAGGAAAGAUGGCAACAUUGGGGUGCUGAACAGAUACAGAAGGAGGGCCAGGGCGGGCCGUCGGGGGCUCCGGUUGAGAAAGAGAAAAGUGAGCAGUGUUACUCUGAAUACUUUUCUCAAACAAGCACCGAAUUACAGAUAACUUUUGAUGAGAUGAACCCUGUUGGAAGACCGUCAGAAAUCGAGAAGCUAAGAAAUCAAGGUCUGUACAAUUCCAGACCCGCUGUCAGGUGUCAAGAUGACAAGUGUGAAAUAGACCUGGUGACGCUUCUGGCGCCCUUAGAGAUAGCUAAGAACAAGCAGUAUGCUAUGCACACAGAAGUCACGGCAUUAAAGCAAGAAAAGAGCCCAGUGCCCGGUGCUGAUGAAUGGCUGCUUGAAGGGUGCAGGGCACUGGGUCGACCCAAAAGAGAUUUUCUUAAGAAGGGCUCAGAACCAGAGACCUCUCAGAACCUUGGUGGUGGUCGUGCAUGCUCGGUCAGGGAUGAUGAGUUUCAAUUCCAAGGGCUCCGGCACACUGUGACGGCCAGGCAGUUGGUCGAAGUUAAGCUUCUGGACAUGAAAACAGUUGAGCAGCUGCGACUUGGCCUUAAGACCGUUGAAGAAGUUCAGAAAACUCUGAGCAAGUUUUUGACAAAAGCCACCUCCAUCGCAGGGCUUUACCUAGAAUCCACAACAGAGAAGAUUUCAUUUUCCUCAGCUGCCAAGAAACUCAUCAUUGAUAAGAUGAUGACUUUAGCAUUUUUAGAAGCUCAGGCGGCUACGGGUUUCAUAAUUGACCCCCUUUCAGGGCAGACCUGUUCUGUUGAGGAUGCAAUCCUUAAAGGUGUGGUUGACCCCGAAUUCAAAAUCAGGCUCCUUGAGGCAGAGAAGGCGGCCCUGGGGUAUCCAUGUUCUUCUAAGACACUGUCAGUGUUUCAAGCCAUGGAAAAUAGAAUGCUUGACAGGCAAAGGGGCAAACAUAUGUUGGAGGUGCAGAUUGCCAGUGGGGGCGUCAUCGACCCCGUGAGGGGCAUUCGGGUUCCUCCAGAAGUUGCCCUGCAGCAGGGGCUGCUAAAUAACGCCAUCCUGCAGUUUUUACAUGAGCCAUCCAGCAACACCAGAACCUUUCCCAAUCCCAAUAACAAGCGAACCCUGUAUUACUCAGAGUUACUGCGCAUGUGUGUCUUUGAUGUAGACGGGCAGUGCUUUCUGUUUCCAUUUGGGGAGAAGAACAUUUCCAAUCUCAAUGUAGCGAAAACUCACAGGAUUGCUGUCGUCGAUACUAAGACAGGAGCAGAACUGACUGCCUAUGAGGCUUUCCAGAGAAACCUGAUUGAGAAAAGUACCUACCUUGAGCUGUCGGGGCAGCAGUAUCAGUGGAAGGAAGCCACGUUUUUUGAGUCCUAUGGGCAUCCCUGUCGUAUGCUGACUGAUACUAAGACAGGAUUACAGUUCAGUAUCAGCGAGGCCAUAGAGCAGGGAACCAUUGACAAAGCCUCCAUCAAAAAGUAUCAGGAAGGCUUCCUCACACUCACAGAACUCGCUGAUUCCUUGCUGAGCAGAUUAGUCCCCAAGAAGGACUCGCACAGUCCAGUGGCGGGGUACUGGCUGACUUCCAGUGGGGAGAGGAUCUCUGUGCUGAAGGCCACACGUCGGAAUCUGGUUGAUCGGAUCACCGCCCUCCGAUGCCUUGAAGCCCAAGUCAGUACCGGGGGCAUCAUUGACCCUCUGACCGGCAAGAGGUACCGGGUGGCCGAGGCCUUGCACAGAGGCCUGGUGGAUGAGGGGUUUGCACAGCAGCUGCGGCAGUGUGAGUUAGUCGUCACGGGGAUCAGUCACCCUAUCAGUAACAAAGUGAUGUCAGUGGUGGAAGCUGUGAGUGCAAAUAUCAUAAGUAAGGACAUGGGAAUCCGCUGUCUGGAAUUUCAGUACUUGACAGGGGGGCUGAUUGAGCCCCAGGCCCAGUCCCGCUUGUCGAUUGAAGAAGCCCUCCAAGUAGGGAUUAUAGAUGUCUUCAUUGCUACAAAGCUCAAAGAUCAAAAGUCCUAUGUCAGAAAUAUCCUCUGUCCUCAAACGAAAAGAAAGUUGACAUAUAAAGAAGCCUUAGAAAAAGCUGAUUUUGAUUUCCACACAGGACUUAAACUCCUAGAAGUAUCUGAACCCUUGAUGACAGGGAUUUCCAGCCUCUACUAUUCUUCACAGUAGGACCUGUUUAUAGAACCAGAGUCAGGGGUGAUGCUGUGUAGUUCAUCUGCUGUGUCCACAGCUUGAUGGUGUGAGAUCCACGGCCUAGUAAUUGUGUGACAUGCUCGACGCACUGUUAAUUUCUUGAGGGCUGGAAACACCUGACUGCUCAGAAGAGGGAAUACUUUUAAUUUUUAAAAAUUUUUAAUUUUUUUAGAUUAAGCUUUAUCGGAAUGCAGACACAUUGUUGUGUACAUAUUGUCUUUGGCUACUUUUGGGUACAAGGACAGAGCUGACUAGUUCUAACAGUAACCAUAUGGCUCACAAAGCCUAAAAUAUUUGCUCUCUGGUCCUUUCCAGAACAAAGUUUGCUGUCUCCUGAUCUGGAAGAAUUUGCAUCACUCCUUUAGACUAAAAGUCAGGAGGCUUGGAUUUUAGACUCCAUUCUGCCCUAGAGAGAAUACUUCUAAAAUGGAAAAUAACAAAAGAUUUACUGCUCUUCAUAAUGGUUCCAUUUAGCUUUGAGAUUCGUUUUUUGACUCCUACCCAAACUAAAAUAAAAGUAUUUUACCUGGAAUGUGGGAUAAGCUUGAGGAGCUCCAGUGAGUUUACAGCAUCCUUUCUUCAGAACUCUGCAUCACUGCCUGGAUCCAGCCUGGCGUCAGGGUUCCCAUUUAUUAAAUGAUUCAUUACACUCACUGAAAGAGCACUUAAAAAAGAACCGUGGAAUCACAGAGGAAAAUGUAAACUUGUUCUCACAUCCGUGAGGCUGUAGUGUUCCAGAUUGCCUUGAAAAAUGAACAUUUUUAGUUUUUCUGUAUGUCGUAAUCUUUACAUAUUAUCUUUUACCACCAUCUCCCAUUUCUAGUUACGACUUUGUAAUUAAAAGCAGCAUUAUGAAUGGGUUACGUGUUGGAGGAGAGGGAAGGUCUUUCUUCGUUCUAUGUAUUUUUUGUUUUGUGUAGACUUUAUUCUUUCAGCUUUCCAUUGUCUGAUACUUUUGUGUCACUACAAUUAUGAUUGUAAUGCUAAUGCAAAGGCAGCAAGUCAGAUUUCUUCUAGUGCUUCAUGAAUAAAGUUGAGUUUUUAAAUGUGUCAUAUUAAUAGACUAGCUGGGAGGUUAGGCUGAUCAUUCAAGACUAUUUCUCACAGCUUGCUUUGCUACCAUAAACAUUUUGGAAAUACAUCUGCUACGUGACGUGUUGAGUAUGGUAAAAAAUGAAUAAAAUGUCUCGGUAACCUGUGUGUGAUGAAAAAAUAUUUUUAAAUCCUUGUUUUCUGUGGAGAGAUCACUUUAAUGGCUCGGUAAUUUACU
Molecule: messenger RNA, 6543 nt
Organism: Balaenoptera acutorostrata (minke whale)
Lineage: Eukaryota; Metazoa; Chordata; Mammalia; Artiodactyla; Balaenopteridae
Product: plectin-like
Exons: 3
Coding region: 639-5249 (1536 amino acids)
Biological process (GO): wound healing; intermediate filament cytoskeleton organization; cell-cell adhesion
Cellular component (GO): plasma membrane; intercalated disc; cytoplasm
Molecular function (GO): structural molecule activity
Source: RefSeq, a predicted model, not a curated record